UUUUUCAUAUUUUUACUGGUCAUUUUUGCUGCAGAAAUAACUGGUGGUGUUUGGGCGUGGAUGUAUAAAGAUGAGGUAAACAAAAUAAUUGAAGUUCAAGUCACAAAAAUGGUGAAAGAUGAGUAUGGUGCUUCAAAAUCAGUUGAAAAUACUAUAGAUGCUGUUCAGCAUGAUUUACACUGCUGUGGUGCUCUACAGCCGAGUGAUUGGGCACAUUCUCGCUUAAAUAGCAAAGAUAAAAGUGCAGUUGAAGUUGGUAUAUCUAAAACACUAGGAUUUUACACAUUACCUGCAACAUGUUGCAAGAACAAAAACCCAGAAAUUUGUGAAAUUCAGCGAAAAAUAAAAUUUGCUGGACAGAUAUUUGAUGGUAUUUACAAUGAGGGAUGUAUUCCACGUUUACAGCGUUAUUUUGAAGAAAAUAUGAUAAUUAUGAUUGGCAUUGGUAUAGGUAUAGGAGUUAUUCAGGUUCUGGGUCUCAUAUUUUCUAUCAGUCUAUGCUGUGCCCUCCGAAAUGAAUGAUUAACAUCAUAUUGAUUUGAUAUGUUCUUUAUGUACAUACAUUCUGCGAAGUUGCCAUAGAUUUUUAACUUAAUCAUUUCACAAUGUACAAAGUGGACCAAUUACUUGUUAUCCUGCUUUGUUACAAUUACAAAAAGUUGAUGUUAUGUUUUCAGCUGCCAUCACUAUGCAUUUGUCCUUUGUCAACAAUGAUUCAAUAACUUGCACAGAGGCAGUAAAUAUUUGCUUCUGGACAUUUGUUUAUGUGCAUGAAUAUCAUAAACAUUUUUGGUAGAAGACUUGUAAUAUAUAUUUCUAAAUUUAAUAUGAAAAGGAGCCAUGUUGUGAAAUUUUUAAACAAAUACAUGAAGAAAUGCAAGUUUAUUUGUAGAUUAAUGUUAACCAAGCUCUCUGUAUGGGUAAAUAAUCAGGAAAGUUAAUAACCUGAAAUAACCAGAAUUUUAGAUGGGUAGGACUAUUUUAAAAUUUUUUUGUGAAGGAAUUAUAUGAGAUUUGUUAUUUUCUGAAGGAAACGUAUGCGAUUAUUCUGAACUUUAAAAGGAUAAUCCCAUUAACUUAAAAAUGCUUUUUAUAGAUGCAAGCACACACUGCAUUUUGUUUUUAUGUGACACUUUGUCUCUUAUUCACAUUUAGUACAGAAGUAUUCUUUAAGAGUAGAAAAUAUCCAGAAAUAUUAAUUUCAUAGCUGAAAGUCUGUAGCCUUUAUAAGAUGAUAUGUAUAAAAAUACUGGUGAGUGCUUAUUGAUAAUUUAAGUGCUUUAGACUUCUCUGUGUGCACAAAUGUUCAAAAAAAUUAUUCCUUGAAAUUUAAUAUCUGUAUUUAUUAUGCAAUUUUUUGAAAUUUUUGAUAUUUUUUGCUUUGGUAGCAGUGGAUUUUUUAUGAUUUACUAUUGCACAUUUUAUUUAUUAUCCAAUAAAAUAUGUUGCUUUAUAUAUCUCCAUCAGAAAUGUUUUGGAAGUUUAGGAAGUGGUAUUAAUUAACCAAAAUUAAAAUUUAAUUAAUUGGUUAAUUCAGACUUGUUUAUUUCGUAAGCUUUUACUUGCUCUUUAAUUUUUUACUUGAAUUUUCACCAGACUGUACAAGCAGAAUUUUAUUAACUUGCCGAAACAUGAUAGCUACUUCUUUAAAAAUGAUAUUUUUUCAAUUUUAUAAUGCUGCUAAGUCUGUUGGUUUCUGAUUUUAAUAUUGAGAAUGUUUGGAAAUCUUGACCCCUCCCCCUCAAAAAGCUUACUUCCUUUAAUUUUUUUUUAAUUUAUAUUAUUUUACUUAAUUUUUUAUGGUAAAGAUUUGAUGUUGGUAAAGUUGUAUAUAUGUUUUUAUAUAUAAAGGCAUUUCUCAUUUUAUAUUAUAUGUAUAGCAUUUUUUGUAAUAGUAGUACAUUUGAUAGUUAAUUUUUUUGGUAGCCCUUAUUUUUAAUACUGAUAGUUAUGACGUAGUUGUUUUAUUCAGAACUGAUUAUGAAUUGGAGCAGAGAUUCUGAAUUUAGGGAUAAUGACUCCCCAGAAAUGAGCUAAAAAUCUGUUAAAAGUUGUUAGAACAUUUGCUGACUUUUAUUUUUUUGUAAUGAGUAACUAAAUAUCUAGUUUUAUUAGCUGUGUAAAUACUGUGUACUACUAAUGGCAUAUACUACUAGAUUUUUUUAAAGCGAAUCAUUAUUUUUACUGAGCAUUAUUAAUUUAUUUUUAAACAAAAUUUUUUUAAAUUAAAUUUUCUAAAACUCGUUUUGUUUGCUGAACAAAAUAAGGUAAACUACUUGCACGAUAUAUACAGUUUAUUACUUCAUUCUGUUCUUUUAUUUUUAUAUUUACUUUGCAAAAAGUAAUACAAAAAAGAAUAAGGUCCUUACAUAUUAUCAAAUCUUUGUUCAUUAAUCUUUCGUCAUCCUUUUUCCUUGCUGCUGUAGAUGAAAAUUGUUUUUGCAUUGAAGCUGAUCUUGAAUUCUCAGUGAAGUUAAUAUUUGUCUCAAUGCUAGUUUAUCUUUUCUAAUCCUUUUAACUUGCAGUUCAAGCAAACUUACAGUUUUUAGCAAAAUUAAUUAUUCAGUGUUAGGUAUAAUAAUUUUUAUCAGUAAAGAUAUUUAUAUGCACAAUAAUGAAUAAUAUCUUUUGUUUUGAAAUAACACUUUAUUAUUGCUUUAGAACUAGCUAUUUCAGUCAGCAAUGCAUAAUUUUUGUUAUAAAACAGUUAAAUUGGCUUUGUAUUAUUUGGUUAAGAUGUUUCAUAUCUGUAAAUUUUGUAAUUUUUAAAUAUGAGCAAUAUUCAUUAUUUUGCUCUUAAAAGCAGUUCUAGCUAUAAAAGAUAUGCAAGUUCUGCAACAGCUGCCAUAAUUAACACUGCCAGACACAGAGCCAAUGUUUAGAACAAUUGACCAAAAUCUGCAUCAUAAAUUUAGGCUAAUAAAAUUACUGUUUAGAUUCAUGCUCUUGAAAGAUAGAAAUAAGAAGCAGACAUCUAAUGCUUUUUUAAAUCUUUGAAUUUAUUUAGUUUUCUUAAAUGUAUGUCAUAAAAGGCUGUUUAACUACUACAGUCUUGAUUAAUGUAUAUAAAAAAUGUAAAUUAGAAAAUUUGUUUUGUAUCAAACAUGGAACAUAAUUAUGUUAAAUCAUUUGCCUAAUUAUCUAAGUAAUCUAAGUAGUAUCUAUAGUAAGUAACUGGUUUUAUAUUAAAAUAUUAACCUAAUCAUUAAUUAAAUAUUUCCUAAUAAAUUUGUAAUAAAUAUUUCCUAAUAAAUACCUAAUCUUUAAUUAAAUAUUAGCUUAAUCCUUUCUAAAUAUAUUGUUUCAUUAUUAGUCUCAUUAGAUUAUAUCUUCAAAAAUUUAUUUGAAGGUUACAUUUUCUACUUCAAAAGAAAGGAAAAUGAUGGUAUGCAAGUUAACUAUUAUUGGAAUUAUCUGUUUGUUCCUUACUUGGAUAUACAUAAGAUUUAAAUUUUGAAUUAGGUAUUAUAAACCCAGUUUAAAAUUUGAAAGUGCAUUACUUAUGAGAAAAGAAUAUAUAUAUCUUUAGAUUAUAAAUUUAAAUUUAAACAAUUAAAUU
Molecule: messenger RNA, 3559 nt
Organism: Stegodyphus dumicola
Lineage: Eukaryota; Metazoa; Arthropoda; Arachnida; Araneae; Eresidae
Product: CD9 antigen-like
Cellular component (GO): plasma membrane
Source: RefSeq, a predicted model, not a curated record